CAACUCUACGUCUUCAAGCUCAGCAGGCCCAUCGUUCGGCUGCUUUUAAAUCGUGUUUGGGACAGUGAUAUUUGUCGCUCUAUUGAACUCCAUUACUUGAAGUGUCUCGCCGAAGUAACCCGAAAACACCGCUAAGAUGCAGGCCCCAGUGGUGGUGAUGAACACCAAUGCUGGUGACAGACAGGUCGGCCGUAAAGCACAGCUUUCGAAUAUUACCGCUGCGAAGACCGUUGCGGACAUUAUCCGGUCAUGUCUUGGACCCAAGGCCAUGUUGAAGAUGCUCCUGGAUCCUAUGGGGGGUAUCGUUCUGACAAACGAUGGACAUGCUAUCCUGAGAGAGAUCGAGGUGUCGCACCCCGCAGCGAAGAGCAUGAUCGAGCUCAGUCGCACUCAGGACGAGGAAGUCGGAGACGGAACGACGACCGUCAUCAUCCUAGCUGGUGAAAUGCUUGCCCAGGCCCUUCCUCAACUCGAACGCAACAUCCACCCCGUCGUUAUCAUUCAGGCUUUUAAGCGUGCUCUUGCCGACGCUCUUGCUAUCGUGGAGGAAGUCUCGCUACCCGUGGAUAUUGACGAUGAUAAGGCGAUGUACACGUUGAUCCAGUCGUCCAUCGGAACCAAGUUCGUCUCCCGGUGGUCGGAACUGAUGUGCAACCUUGCGUUGAAGGCGGUUCGGACUGUUUCGUUCGAUGCUGGUGGUGGAAAGAGGGAAGUCGACAUCAAGCGUUAUGCUCGUAUUGAGAAGAUUCCUGGUGGACAGAUUGAAGACAGCGAGGUUAUCGACGGUGUGAUGAUCAACAAGGACAUUACUCACCCCAAGAUGCGGAGAAGGAUAGAGAAUCCUCGAAUCAUCUUGCUCGAUUGCCCACUCGAAUACAAGAAGGGAGAGUCUCAGACAAACAUCGAGAUCAGCAAGGAGGAUGACUGGAACCGUAUUCUUCAGAUUGAGGAGGAGCAAGUGAAGCACAUGUGUGACGCUAUCCUGGCCCUGAAGCCCGAUAUUGUUUUCACCGAGAAGGGUGUUUCAGAUCUUGCCCAGCACUUCCUGGUGAAGGCGAAUGUAACAGCGAUUCGCCGUGUAAGAAAGACCGAUAACAACCGUAUUGCGAGAGCCACCGGUGCCACAAUUGUCAACCGUGUCGAUGACCUGCAGGAGUCCGACGUGGGAACGAGAUGCGGGCUUUUCGAGAUCGAAAAGAUUGGUGACGAAUACUUCACAUUCCUUCGGAAAUGCCAGGACCCCAAGGCCUGCACGAUUUUGCUGCGUGGUCCCUCCAAGGACAUCUUGAACGAAAUCGAACGAAACCUGCAGGAUGCUAUGUCCGUUGCCAGAAACGUCAUCUUCCACCCACGGCUGUGCCCUGGCGGUGGUGCGAUCGAGAUGGCGGUGUCGGUCAAGUUGAGUCAACUCGCAAAGUCCAUCGAAGGUGUUCAACAAUGGCCCUACAAGGCUGUGGCGGAUGCUAUGGAGGUUAUUCCCCGGACAUUAGCACAGAACGCCGGUGCCAGCCCUAUCCGUGUCCUCACACGCUUGAGAGCUAAGCAUGUCGAGGGUCAGCACACCUGGGGUCUGGAUGGUGACUCGGGUAACCUCGUCGAUAUGAAGGAGUAUGGCGUCUGGGAACCCGAAGCGGUCAAACUCCAGAGCAUCAAGACGGCAGUUGAGUCUGCCUGUCUUCUGCUCCGCGUUGACGACAUCUGCAGUGGUAAGUCUGCACAGCAGGCAGGUGGUGCUCACAUGCCCGGUGGAGAUGAUUAGGAGGCCCAAUUCUUCGAAUAAAAAUGCGUACAUAAUGCUACACGAUUCAACUCCGAAACUGUACGAAUAUCCUUCUAGACUAAAAUUACAUGGGUAUCUUCAUAGUGUCCACCUGGUAGGGAUCGUUUCUCGGCGAACGUCCGUCAAUCACAGCUAGCAGCCUUGUAGGCUCAAUCCUCGUGAAUGAUCACUCCUGGUGUUUCAGUAGACUGAUCGGCCCCAUCCACGAGCAUCGCCUGAUCCUCCUCGUCUCCUUGGCCGUUUUCUGUCCGCCUUAAUGCCUGUUCAACUGCCAUCCUAUUAGGCCCUUUAUUGGCGACCGCAGCAUCCUGAUCUUUGUUAUUGUUAUUGUUGUUGUUAUUGCUCUUCUUCUUCGCAGCAUUCCUCUUCUCUCUUCUCCUCCGAUUCUUCUCUGUUUUCUCUUCAUCCUUCCGCC
This is a messenger RNA of Aspergillus novofumigatus IBT 16806, 2195 nucleotides long. RefSeq names its product chaperonin-containing T-complex subunit CCT3. The record is from RefSeq and is a predicted model, not a curated record. Bases 137 to 1759 code for a protein of 540 amino acids. Gene Ontology annotation, molecular function: ATP-dependent protein folding chaperone; ATP hydrolysis activity; ATP binding. Lineage: Eukaryota; Fungi; Ascomycota; Eurotiomycetes; Eurotiales; Aspergillaceae. Gene Ontology annotation, biological process: protein folding. The transcript is spliced from 6 exons. Gene Ontology annotation, cellular component: chaperonin-containing T-complex.